GUUAUAGAACAAUCGAUCGCAAUUUUUCCCUCGAGUUAUUCAGAACCCCAUUUCUUUCUCCGGAUUAUAUUUGUUAACUUAUUAAAAUGUGGCUAGAUCAAGUGAAUGAGAUUUCAGAAAUAUUUCGCUAUUCUCUUCCGUACUACAUUGCUGUGCUCCUACCUAUUCUGAUAAUUCUUUCACCAGCGGAUGCAGCAACAGAGUUCCCUGUUUACCGGCUUCAGCAUUUUGACCUACAAGGAGUAAAGUAUGGCUCAAGAAGUUCAACCCUCAACUUUGAAGCUCGAUCUAUAGACACUAGACUUCCUGCUAGAAAAUGUGUAAUUCUAAUGAUAAACGAAUUCAGCCCCAGUAGAUUCAGGGAACUUAUAAAUGAAGGUGUUGGUGCAUUGUUAAUAAUAAUUCCUUCAGACCUAGAAUCAUUAUCGAAUGAUGUGAGAGAGAACAUACUGGACAUGGAGAAGUUUCUUCUUAGUCAAGAAAUUGCAAUUCCUGUCUAUUUUACCCAUCACUCUCAUCAAAUUGAGGAAAUGUAUGCAAGUGUCAGGGAAAGCACCAGCAAAGACAGUGCUUCUUCUGCAGCCCAGGCCCUUUUUGGAGCAAUAUCUGCAAAUGGAUACCAGCUUGCUGUCAAUGGAAACUCAGCAAAACUAUUGACAGAUGUGCAGAUCACUAACAUCCAGGGAAAACUGCCAGGUUUUGGAAUAGAAGAUCAAUUGCCAACAUUAGCUGUUGUGGCUCACUAUGACUCAUUUGGAGUGGCACCUGACUUAUCAUUUGGGGGCGAUUCAAAUGCUUCUGGUGUCGCGGCCCUACUCGAGCUAGUUCGAUUGUUUUCGCGCCUGAGUUCACAACCUGGACAGAAUGGUCUACCGCGUUUCAAUUUAGUGUUUAUCCUUACAGGAGGCGGAAAACUGAAUUACCUUGGUUCUAAAAAGUUUUUGGAAGAUCAAAUCGAUGGCAUAGAUGGCGGCCUUCUCCAAGACACCGUCUUUGCCCUAUGUCUGGACUCGCUCGGGAAUGGCGAAGAAUUAAAUAUUCAUGUUUCAAAACCGCCAAAGGAUGGGAGUAACAGCGGAGUAUUCAUUGAAAAUCUGAAAAAAAAUGCAGCUUCCGUUGAAUUACCUGUUAACAUGAUGCACAAGAAAAUCAAUUUAGCCGAUGAUUUUCUCGCCUGGGAACAUGAGAGAUACUCCAUACGACGACUUACAGCAAUGACCGCUUCCCAUUUCAAGAUGGCGAGGUCUGACUUCCAGCAUGGCACCAUUCUCGAUACAAAAUCAUCCGUUAAUGUCUCCAUUCUAGGACGUAAUGUUCGACUAUUAGCAGAAACUCUAGCAACACAGCUAUAUAACAUCAGUGGACCGUUUUUUGUCGGAGACAUGGCUGUUUCGGAGGAAAUGUUGGAUGUUUGGAUUACCUUACUUACUACGCAAUCACGAAGUUCUUCGUCACUUAGUGGAAGUAACGCUAACACAGUAGUCAAUAUGCUUCAACAAACUAUGCAGCGCUACUUAAGCGAAGUGAAGGCUUCCCAUUUGACGGCAGACAAACGAGAUCCCGAAUUCGGAUUCUACGAUCAAACUAAAGGAAUAAUGACAGCCUACAGUGUGAAACCGGCAAUCUUCGAUCUUUUUCUCACAGCUACAAUUGUUGCAUACUUGGCGGUGGUUUACUUUGGCGUCCAGACAUUCCAUCAGCUAUAUGCUAUUCUCAAUACGAAUCGAUCAGCAAAAAGCAAAUCUUCUUAGGCAAUGUAGGAUCAUUAACAAAUAGUUUUUAGCCACUACCUGUCCUCCUCCUAGUCUGCCAUACAGAAGGAAAAGGAAAAAUAAAAGUAUGUUUGAUUGCAAA
Messenger RNA from Daphnia carinata, 1854 nucleotides. RefSeq names its product BOS complex subunit ncln-like. The record is from RefSeq and is a predicted model, not a curated record. The coding region runs from base 87 to 1751 and encodes 554 amino acids. Gene Ontology annotation, biological process: regulation of signal transduction. NCBI's taxonomy places the organism in Eukaryota, Metazoa, Arthropoda, Branchiopoda, Diplostraca, Daphniidae. Gene Ontology annotation, cellular component: endoplasmic reticulum membrane. The transcript is spliced from 12 exons.